AUGGCCUCAAGUGCGACCAUCAAAGCAAUUGACUCCAACACUAUCCAUCAAAUCCAGUCUGGCCAGGUCAUAGUCGAUCUCUGCUCGGUUGCCAAAGAGCUGGUCGAAAAUAGCAUCGAUGCUGGUGCUACAGCCAUUGAGGUGCGAUUCAAAAACCAGGGACUGGAUUCCAUAGAGGUCCAGGACAAUGGCUCCGGCAUCGCUCCCCACAACUACGAAACUGUGGCCCUGAAGCACUACACAUCCAAGCUCUCCAGUUAUGAUGACUUGGAGACGCUUCAAACAUUCGGCUUUCGAGGCGAAGCCUUGUCCUCUUUAUGUGCAUUGUCCCGACUCUCCAUCGUGACGUGUACCCAAGAGCAGGCUCCACGUGCUGCGCGAUUGGAGUUUGAGCCGUCUGGAAAACUCAAGUCUACCACCGUCGUGUCGGGUCAACGGGGCACCACAGUUAUCGUGGAGGAUCUCUUCCGAAGCCUUCCUGUCCGCCGUCGUGAACUGGAGAGGAACAUCAAGAGAGAAUGGGGCAAGGUAAUCAACUUGUUGAACCAGUAUGCCUGCAUCCAGACCGGGGUGAAAUUCACUGUCACGCAGCAGCCUACUAAGGGCAAGCGUAUGGUGAUGUUUUCGACAAAAGGAAACUCAACUACCAGGGAGAACAUUAUCAAUGUUUUUGGCGUGAAGACCAUGAAUGCCCUGGUUCCUAUGGAUCUUACGUUAGAGUUGAUCCCUACUGCUGGGCCUCUAACCAAAGGCAAGGCGAGAACGGACAGAAAGUCAACAGAAGUUCGCGUGGUCGGCCAUAUAUCUCGUCCUACCCACGGUGAAGGCCGCUCAACUCCUGACCGGCAGAUGUUCUAUGUCAACGGCCGCCCGUGUGGUUUGCCCCAAUUUGCCAAAGUUUUCAACGAGGUCUACCGUUUGUACAACUCUUCGCAGUCCCCGUUUAUCUUUGCUGAUAUUCAGCUCGAUACUCAUCUUUACGAUGUCAACGUCAGUCCUGAUAAGAGAACCAUCCUUCUCCAUGAUCAGGGACAAAUGUUGGAUAAUCUGAGAGAAUCUUUGAUUGAGCUUUUCGAGACCCAGGACGUCAUCAUCCCGAUGUCUCGCGUUGCUGCGCUGAAGCAAACAUCUUCGAAGAUUUCCACAGCACGCCCAUCUCCCUCAACUUCCCCCCAGGAAACGGGGUCAAAGUCUGCCGCCGCAGAUUCCCGGCUCUCGAAAGCCACGACUUCAUUUAGGGCCAUGGAGAAUACUGGAGACAAUGCCAACGAGGAAAGCGCUAACACAGAAGAUAAUGUUGACGACGUUGAGAAAGAAGAUACGAGACCUCGACAACAGCCGAAGAUGCACUUCCGCCAUUCCAAGCCACAAGCCCAAUUCAAGGGAUUCACAACUCUAUCAAACUGGCUACGAAAUGAGUUGCCGAGACCGUCUCACACUUCGAGCCCGUUAUCCGAAGAACAGGCGACCGAAGCCUCUACUCGGGAUAAAGGCAUGUCGAGCUCUGUAACCUCGGCCGGCGACAGAGGAGAUCGAAUACCUCAAUCUCAAGUGACGGGUGACACCAAUGUACGAGACGAUGAGCGAUCUCUGUUGCCAGACGUUGGUAAGGAUGAUGAGAUUGCUCCAAACGAGCCUGAAUCUCCAAUUCGUGCUCUUUGCCCUCCUUCCCAACCACCGACUUUGAGAAUGAGCUCAACUCCUUCCAAGCCGUUGAAGCGUGCAACGCAAGAGAUGGCAACCAUCACAAUAGGCGACCAUACUGUGAGAAGUGCCAUUGGAAACCCAUCGAAAAAACCAAGGGUAGAUGAACCGGCUAAGCCAGUGGUGAAGACUGGUGUGCUCAAAGGUGGCAUGCGCAGCACACAGUUACCAUCCUUUGGAAUACGACUCUCCCAGCUAUUUUCGGCUUCAACACAACCUGAGGGAGACCUCGAGCUGAUUGAGGAUGCAGGAAAGGGGAUUGAAGAGCAUGAGGUGAUUGAAGAAAAGAAAGGAGAGGAAGGCCGGGAGGAAGAUGAUGGACACGACAGUUCCGAUGAUGACGCUGACGGUUUGUUUGUCUCUCAAGACGGUAACAAAGAUGCUGAAGAUGAGGGAAGCGGUGAAGGGCAACCUGAGGAAAUACUCAAGCCAAUGGAGACUGAUCAGCCACAGUCUAUGAGUGACGCAGACGUUCCAAUGGAGUCACUUGGGACGCAUCUAGCUUCCUGCGAUCAAGAACAUGGGGACAAUGACUUCGAGUAUGUUGACGAAGAGGAGAAGGUGGCUCGCGAGAACCAAAAGGUGCAGGCAAUGAUACAGGAAGCCGAGAUCGCAACAGCCGAGUCGACUGAAGAGACGGAGAAGCGUUCUGAGACCUUUGUAAAGGGGCGGCCAAAACGAAAAGACAUGACUUGCAACCUUGUACAAAGGGUAAAGGCCAAUUGUUCCGAGAUACGGCGUCGCAUUGAAUAUCUCUCCAGCCGGUUGCCACAAGAGGCGUGCCAAACAACAGCGGGGGUAAGGCUGGAAAGCAUAGAAUCAGAAGAUGCUGAAGCGAAGUUAUCGCUCAAGAUCUCGAAGUCCGACUUUACAAAGAUGCGCAUAGUGGGACAGUUCAAUCUUGGCUUUAUUCUUGCCGUCCGCGAAGCUGUUUCUGCUUCCUCGUCCACCAGCUGUAGCCGCGACUCGGGCACCAAGGACGACGACGAGCUCUUCAUCAUCGACCAGCAUGCAUCUGAUGAGAAAUACAACUUCGAGCGCCUUCAAGCAACCACGACAGUACAGUCACAGCGCCUAGUCCAACCUAAAACUCUCAGCUUGACAGCUCUAGAGGAAGAAAUAAUUCUGGCUAAUCUCCCCGCCCUUGAAAGAAAUGGCUUCUCUGUCUCGGUAGACACAUCUGGCGCGUCCCCUGUCGGCUCGCGCAUCCAGCUCCUGACGCUCCCUCUCUCUCGUGAGACAACAUUCAGUAUCGCCGAUCUCGAAGAGCUCAUUUUCCUCCUGGCAGACAACCCGACUUCAAAUGCCACGACGGUGCCACGGCCGAGCAAGGCAGAUGGAAAAGGUAGUUAG
This is a messenger RNA of Thermochaetoides thermophila DSM 1495, 3057 nucleotides long. RefSeq names its product DNA mismatch repair protein pms1-like protein. Gene Ontology annotation, biological process: mismatch repair. The record is from RefSeq and is a predicted model, not a curated record. The coding region runs from base 1 to 3057 and encodes 1018 amino acids. Gene Ontology annotation, cellular component: MutLalpha complex. NCBI's taxonomy places the organism in Eukaryota, Fungi, Ascomycota, Sordariomycetes, Sordariales, Chaetomiaceae. The transcript is spliced from 4 exons. Gene Ontology annotation, molecular function: ATP binding; mismatched DNA binding; ATP-dependent DNA damage sensor activity.